Neurospora tetraspora is the source of this 2985-nucleotide messenger RNA. RefSeq lists its product as uncharacterized. The record is from RefSeq and is a predicted model, not a curated record. Gene Ontology annotation, molecular function: oxidoreductase activity. NCBI's taxonomy places the organism in Eukaryota, Fungi, Ascomycota, Sordariomycetes, Sordariales, Sordariaceae. The transcript is spliced from 3 exons. The coding region runs from base 1 to 2985 and encodes 994 amino acids.
AUGAGGUUCUCAACCCUGUUGUUCCUGGUUCUCCAGGCCGCUAGCACGUGCGUGGGACUCCCAAGCUCGAGUUCUCGGGACCCAGUCAUUGUAAAAGCAACAGCAGAGCUAGACAUCCUUGCUCGUUCGGCUCUCGAAAGGACCCUCAAAGCGGCCAAGGGAAGCCAGUGCACACCAGACAAGAUCAAGAUCAGAAGAGAAUGGGGAACACUCGCCAAAGCAGAGAGGCUUCAGUACAUCCAAGCCGUCCAAUGUCUGCAGGCCAAACCCUCCCGAUAUCCCUCGUCACUAGCCCCUGGCGCCAAGUCCCGCUUCGAUGACUUCGUCGUCACCCACAUCAACCAGACCCAAACCGCCCACUACACCGGCAACUUCCUCGGCCUGCACCGCUACUUCACCGCGCUGUACGAGCAAGCCCUGCGCGAAGAAUGCGGGUAUCGCGGUACCCAACCCUACUGGGACUGGGCCAAGACCGCCGAGACCGCUCUCUCCGCCUCCCCCAUCUUCGACGGUAGCGCGACCUCCAUGUCCGGCAACGGCGUCUACAUUCCUAACCAAGGAGACAUCGUCCUCGGCGUUGAGGGAAGCGAUCUGCCGCCUGUGUACCUCCCCGCAGGCACGGGCGGCGGCUGUGUUACUUCAGGUCCCUUUGUCAACAUGACCGUCAACCUUGGCCCCAUCGCCCUCGACGUUCCCGGCGGCGGACCGCAGGAAUCGAACCCGGCUGGUCCAUUCGCCUGGAACCCAAGAUGUCUGCGCCGCGAUCUAACCGAUGCUGUCAACCAGCGCUUCGCCAACGCUUCCUCCAUCGCACAUCUCCUCUCCCAAGAAACGAUUAACAACUUCCAGAUGAUCAUGCAGGGCAUCCCCGGGACAGGCGACAUCGGCGUGCAUGGCGGUGGGCAUUAUUCGCUGGGAGGAGACCCGGGUCGCGAUGUGAGCACGUCACCUGGCGAUCCGGCGUUUUAUUUGCACCAUGCCAUGAUUGAUCGGGUGUGGUGGAUGUGGCAGAUGGUGGAUGCGGAGAAGAGGGUGUAUGGCGAGACGACGGCGGUUGCGGGGACGAGGACGUUCUUGAAUAUUCCUGAGAGCGGGGAGACGACGUUAGAUGAUGAGGUGGAUUUUGGCUGCUGCAUCGACAAGACCAACAGCGCAGAGCUGCAAGAAGCCAUCAACUCCAUGUUCCGAUGGUACCGCAACUCGAGUGUGUGUUUAGCCCUCCUGUCUGAUGUGGACAAGUCACACUUUGACUUCAACGAAGAGCUACAGACCUACGCCACAUUCUUUUGCCGCUGGUUCACCCGAGGUUGGACCCUACAGGAGCUCCUGGCGCCCGAAAGGUUGCUCUUCUUCGAUGUCAACUGGAGGGAACUGGGCUCACGCUCCGAGUGGGCGAGCCACAUCUCCAAAGCUACUGGUAUCCAUGUCAAGUUUCUUCUCGGCAUCGAGCUGGAUCCUUGCAAAACUUGGGACCUCGAAGCCGUCCUUCGAGACACCAGCGUUGCAACCAAGAUGUCAUGGGCCGCCGGGAGGCAGACAACGAGAGUCGAGGAUGAGGCGUACUGCUUGCUCGGCUUGUUCGAUAUCCAUAUGCCAAUGCUGUACGGCGAAGGAAGAAAGGCGUUUGCUCGGCUACAACAAGAGAUCAUGAAGUCUACCGAUGACUGCACUCUGCUGGCCUGGGGUUACAAUGAGCCGCUUCUUGGAGCCCCCGUCUCUGAGAUCCCCUUCUGGUGUCGUUGUUGCCGUUGUGACCAGCACCGUCAGGAAAAUCCUGGGCCCUUACCCGACAGACUCGACUUUAACCUGGGGCUUCCAUCCGAACCACUCCGUCUCGGCUCUCACCUUCCAGCAUGUGCUUAUGCAGGUGUUACCUCUGGCCCUCAAGGCGGAGUACUGCUUCAAGACCAAUUUUGUAGAGAUCUCAACGGCCGAGUACUGCGUCAACGCCGACUUUGUAGAGAUCUCAACGGCCAUGAUGCUGGCGGUCGCCCAAGGUCCCUGUUUGCGACAUCCCCAAAGGACUUCAAAUUCGCUGGCAACCUCGAGCCUUGCGGGAUACCAGGACACCAGAGACCAACUUUUGCAUUGAGCCAGCGUGGGCUAGACAUCACUCUGCCUAUUGUCAGAGACGAGUUACAUCCGCAUAUCGUGUACGGUCUCCUGGCCUGCAGUACCAAGGUCAGGACAAAACAGCCCAGCCUAGUGGCCCUUCCUUUGAUCCGCUCGUCCGUCAUUGACGCCGCCUCAAAGGACCAUGAUGAUGAGUAUGUUCAAAGCCCCUUCUGUCUUCCCUGCAAAGUUCCUGUUUCCUUUGCCGAGAAAGCGGAGAAGAUGAACAUCUGCAUCCGCCCUGAGGACCGCUACCGCCGAUUAUGGGAUUCUGUUGGCUAUCUGGAAAGGUCCUUGAUAUUCGACUUUGGACAUCCGUUGGCAACUAAGAGGGGCGGAGGCACCCUUCGCCUAGAGCUGAUGUACCCCCCUCAGCCACUGUGUAGCAUGUACUUCACCCUUCUUCGCCAUAGCUGUCCGUUACCAAGAGUUCCUUGUGCACCUUUCCAUACGUUGGAGGAAAAUUGGUGGUGGUGUCACCUGACUCGACCUCUUCCCCGGUUUCGCGUGUUGCCAGCCACAGGCCAUCCCUGGGACGAAAAUAUUCAUAACAAAGUACAAUACACUCCAGACACCACCAUUGCGGCUGUUGUCUUGAACUUUGACCCCUUUCCCGCUUACGCUGAAAGCCCGAAUCAGACAAGAAUGCUUCUGGUUGUGUCUUCCGAUCUUUCCUGCCGAGUGAGAAAGCUGGGGCCCGACAAGGUCAUCACCUUGCAAACUCUAAUGACAAUUGCCCAUAAACCUGAGCUGGCAGGCCCGAAGCUAAAGUUCGAGUCCAGGGAAAGUGAAGAAUGCGAAUGGUGGAAGGAGGCACAUGUUGUCUGCAAACUGCCCGAUGGCAUAGAGUUGUGCUUGCGCACGUGGUGGUAA